Acyrthosiphon pisum (pea aphid) is the source of this 771-nucleotide messenger RNA. RefSeq lists its product as uncharacterized. The transcript has a single exon. NCBI's taxonomy places the organism in Eukaryota, Metazoa, Arthropoda, Insecta, Hemiptera, Aphididae. The coding region runs from base 107 to 457 and encodes 116 amino acids. The record is from RefSeq and is a predicted model, not a curated record.
UAAAAAAUAUAAUAUAUAUAAUAAAUAAUUUGAUUAUUUUUCAGAUAAAUAUAAGAAGAAAAAAUAUAAUAAUAUAAACAAAAUAUAUAAAACCGUAUAAUACACCAUGAGCAAUCAAACACCACUGUCGGCGGAGUAUCCACUAACACUACAAGCAAUUGAUUUCUUUGAAAAACUUAGAGAUGAAUUAUUAAACGGCCCUCACCACCAAUAUAUAAGACGGAAUAGAAUUUGUGUAGGAUGUUUUAAACAACAUGUCAGAGAAGCGAACAGAAAAAUGAGUAUGCCGUUGAACCCUUACGUAUUAAACAGGGCAAUGAUACCUGUUACGGCGUUUAUACACGCGGUAAUAAAUCAACCGAACGCAGAGAGAUCGGUGUGUGUAGAAGUGGGGGAGAUACUACAAGAUGUUAUUGCUCGACGGAUUAUUUCGGUUAAUCACUUAUUCGAAGAAUAAAAAAAAAAAAACAAACAGGAAAAAAUAUAUAUAAUAAUAAUAAUAUACAUAUAUAAAGAAUUUAAAUAAUUAUAAUGUUAUGAGUGUUUUAUUUCUAGUUCACAGAUCCGUUUCUUCAUAGUGGAUUUCGAGUUCACUAUGAUGAACAAAACCGAGAUAUUAUUAGUAUCCGGCGCCAUAUCAAACAGCUUAAACAAAUAUAAACCAGAAAAACUGGAAGGGAGCCCUCUUGUGUUGACACAGGACAAUAAGCUAAGGAGGUUCCGGCGCCGUGAUCUAAACAAGGUCGUGCAAAGUAUCAAAAGGGUAUUCAG